ACAAAAAUGCAAGGGAAUGAAAUUGAAAAAGAAAAAAAUAAUGAAAUAAUAAAUAAACAAACAUUAAAUAAUAAUGAAAAUAAUGAUGAAAAAAUGAAUAAAUUGGAGGAUAGACUUGAACAAGCUGGAAUUGUAAAACCUCCAGAUGGAGCUUUUGGAUGGGCUGUAGUUUUUGCCAGUUUUUGUACAAAUGGAAUUGUUGAUGGAAUUAUUUUUACUGUCAGUGCAAGUCUAGUACCUCGUUGGGAACGUUUUUUCAACAACAACACAGUAACUAAUGUAACUUCUCUUUUGGCUGGGUUUUAUUUACUUUCUGGCCCUUUAGCCUCUGCUUUGGCUAAUUCUUUUGGUUGUAAUACUGUUGCCGUUGCUGGGGCUUUUAUUGCUGCAAUAGGCUUUCUUGUUAGCGCCUUAAUACCUGCUUUGCCUGUUUUGUAUGUUGCUUUUGGAAUUAUUGGGGGAAUUGGCUUUGGACUUGUUUUUCUCCCCGCAAUUGUUAUUGUUGGGCAAUAUUUCUCAGAAAAAAGAGCUUUAGCAACGGGAAUUGCUGUUUGUGGUUCUGGUAUUGGAACGGCUAUUUUUGGGCAGAUUAAUCCAAUAAUUCUCGACCAUUUUGACAAACUUGUCGGUGAAGAAGAUAGUUGGCGUAUUUUUCUACUUUUUCUUUCUGCAAUAACUUUAACUUGUGCAAUAUUUGGUUGCUUCUUUAAACCUUUAAAACCUUCAAAAUCGCAACUUGAACAAGUGGUUAAAAUUGCGAGUGAAUUUAUGGGAAAAGGUGGAAAUAAUGAGGAAAUAAUAUUGAGAGAGGAAAAUGAAGAAAAUAGUAAAAUUAUUAGAAGGCCUUCUGACACUACAAAAAUUACUCAAGGAGUGGAAAUUGAACGUUUUGUUAAACCUCCCCAAAAUGGAGCUCUUUCACGUCGACGAGUAGAUUCAUUUUCACAAAGACCUUUUUUAUCAACACUUGAAUUGUUGGCUAGUCGACAUGCACUAGACCAAUCAAGCACUUCAAAUGCUAAUUUGGCAAGAAAAGUCAGCAAAGUUGGAGUUAUCGACCUAAAUCGCCCCCUUAGCCGAAUGGAUGUUUUCUACACCGGAUCAACUCAAAGUUUGGCAAAGAGAACACAAAACAGAAUGCCAAAUUUUAGCGAAAAUAAUUUUUUUGAAAAUAAACAAGAAGCAAAACCUUCAAUUGGAAAAUCUAAUCUUUAUUUGAGUGCUGCUGGUUUACAUACUUUGGAAGGGGCGGCAAAGUCUGGAAUUGUUUCCUCUAAAUGGACUAAUAAUAUUAUUUCUUCCCUUCGUUCAAUGCUUGAUUUGGGCCUUUUACAAAGCCCAACAUUUCUUGUUUUGGCAAUUAGUGGUUUCUUGACACUUUUUUGUUUUUUUGUGCCUUUUGCUUUUAUUGGGGAAUUAGCCGCUAAUAAAAUAUCUUCAACAACAACAAUAAAUAAUUUUAAUAAAAAUGUUACAAAUAAUUUAAAUAAUUCGGAAAGUGGUUCAGCUUCCCAAUUACUUUUGGUUCUUCUCGGCCUUUUUAAUGUUGUUGGACGUGUUUUAUGCGGUUAUAUUUCUGAUCACCCAAAAGUCGAUCCUUUAAUUGUUUCAAAUAUUGCUUUAAUUAUUGGUGGAAUAGCUACAGCAUUUGCCCCUUUACUUAAUCAACUUUGGAUGUUUGCUAUUUAUUGUUUUCCUUUUGCUUUUGGUGCUGCCAGUUUUGCAGCUUUACGUUCAAUUAUUUGUGUUGAAUUACUUGGUAUUGAACGCCUUUCUAGUGCUUUUGGAAUGUUAAUGCUUUUUAUGGGAGUUGCUGCUCUUUUUGGUAGAUUUUUCUCUUUUUUUUAG
Messenger RNA from Meloidogyne enterolobii, 1848 nucleotides. NCBI's taxonomy places the organism in Eukaryota, Metazoa, Nematoda, Chromadorea, Rhabditida, Meloidogynidae. The record is from the annotation of a GenBank genome assembly.